AUGGACAAAGGCAGUCAGCAAGAACGCAUUUUAGGAAUGGUCUGGUUGCCCAACGAGGACAUGUUCUCGUACACGACAAACUUUCGUAGCGAUCUGAAACGCCUUUUCAACUUAGCAGUCAUCCCCACCAAACGAGAGGUUCUGAGGCUAGUAAUGAGUCUGUUCGAUCCUCUGGGUCUCGUUGCAUCAUUUGUCGUCGAAGGAAAGUCAUUAUCCAAGAAGUUUGGAGGGCAAAGGUCGGUUGGGACGAACGAAUCCCAUCUGAUAUCGUCCCUCGAUGGCAACAGUGGAUACAGCAAGGGAUCCUACGAAUCACUCGAACUACAUGUCUUCGUUGACGCGAGCGAGAGCGCUUAUGCUGCAGUCGCCUACUUUAGAAUCGUCGAUAAAGGACAGGUUCGAUGCUGCUUAGCAGGAGCGAAAACUAAAGUAGCUCCUCUGAAACAACUCUCCAUCCCUCGCCUGGAACUACAAGCAGCUACGAUUGGAGCGCGGCUAAUGAAGACAAUAACCGACAGCCACACCGUUACAAUCAAGCGACGAUUAAUGUGGAGCGAUUCACGAACCGUGCUCUCGUGGCUCCGGUCAGAUCAAAGGCGAUACCGACAGUUCGUGGCAUUCCGUGUCACGGAGAUAUUAGAGGAGACGAGUGUUGCCGAUUGGAGAUGGGUGCCGUCGAAGCAGAACGUGGCGGACGAAGCCACAAAAUGGGGGAAAAGCCCUGACUACUUUGAGAGCUGUCGCUGGUUUAAAGGUCCUGCAUUUCUGUACGAGGACGAGAGUCAAUGGCCUGUGGAAGACUCCCUGGCGAAGGAAUGUACAACCGAAGAGUUGCGGAACGUCCACGUUAACGUGCAGAUUUCGGUCGAGCCGAUAAUACACUUCCAACGAUUCUCUAAGUGGGAGCGGCUGGUCAGAGCUGUAGCGUAUCUACAAAGUUUCUACAACAAUUGUCAUCGCAGAAGACUCGGCUCUGCGAUAAACGUGGAUAUUUUAUCGAGCGAGGAACUGAACGCAGCUGAACAUUCUAUCUGGAAGUUGGUCCAGGCAGAAGCGUUUUCCGAUGAGAUCCGUAUUCUGCGCAGAAAUCAAUCCGUUCAUGAAAGCAAGCAGUCAAUUGUUGAGAAGCAUAGUCGUAUCUACAAGCCGUUACUGUUUAUUGGCGAAGGAGAUGUGAUAGGAAAAAAUGGACCAAUCGCAGCGUCACCGUACGUGCCAUACGGCACGAAGUUUCCGGUCAUAAUACCUAAAGAGCACUACGUUACACACCUGCUGGUAAAUUGGUAUCACCGUAAAUAUGUCCACGUCAACGGAGAAACAGUGGUCAAUGAGAUCCGACAAAAAUACCACGUCUCAGAUAUAAGAGUGCUUGUACGGAAAGCUACGAAAAACUGCCGUUGGUGCUCAGUAUACCGAGCUCUACCUCAGGUGCCAAAAAUGGGCCCCUUACCGUUGGCCCGGGUUACGCCCUACGUGAGAGCUUUCACAUUCGUAGGACUGGACUAUUUCGGGCCUCUGACGGUUCGCAUUAGAAGGACGAAUGCCAAGCGGUGGGUAGCCCUGUUUACCUGCCUGACAACCAGGGCAAUACAUUUGGAAGUUGCCGCUUCGUUAUCAACGGAGUCCUGUAAACAAGCUAUCCGAAGGUUUAUCGCACGGCGAGGAUCUCCCCAGGAGAUUUAUUCGGACCAGGGGACUAAUUUCCAGGGAGUUAGUGGUGAACUGGCCAAACAAAUACGGUGUGUCAACCAAUCUCUUGCUUCCAACAUCACCAACCAAAGGACCCAGUGGAAGUUCAACCCUCCGUACGCCCCUCACAUGGGUGGCGUGUGGGAGAGGCUUGUACGCUCCGUCAAAAAAGGACUCAGCUGUCUACUGACCGAUAGACAUCCCGAUGAUGAAGCUUUGGCUACAGUACUUGCCGAGGUUGAAUCGCUCGUUAACUCACGUCCAUUGACCUACUUACCCCUGGACAGUGAAACGAACGAAGCCCUUACACCCAACCAUUUUUUGUUACUGAGCUCCAGCGGGAUAGUGCAACCAGCUACCAUGCCUACGGAAGAAGCAGCCGCUCUUCGUUCCAAUUGGAAUGCUAUCCAGGUUAUGCUGGACAACUUCUGGAAGCGUUGGAUUAAGGAGUAUCUCCCAGUAAUGUCACCUCAAUCCAAAUGGUUUGGAGAGGUGCGAAAUGUUCGAGUCGGCGAUUUAGUGAUGAUAGCUAGCGACAAGGAGCGAAACAGCUGGACUCGAGGACGAAUACUUCGUGUUUAUCCAGGAAAAGAUAGGCGAGUGAGGCGAGUUGACGUACAGACUACAAAGGGAGUCCAUCAACGACCUGUAUCAAAACUAGCAGUACUGAACGUCGCUGAAGAUCUUGGUACAGCUGGAAGUUCUGGCAGCAAUACGGGUGGGGGUGCAAUUCUGGAGAGAUGGCCGAUCAGCCUUGAUCUAGCCGGCUUGGCGAUGGUCGCAGGGGAGAUUCAAUCCAGAACCUUUCGUGGACGAAACGAGUGCGGGCUCUGGGGAGGCCGAUUUAACCUCUCGGCGUCGGAUUUAGAAGAUGGCGGCCACACUUUGGCCAACGAUGACGCAGCGUUGUCGAAGCCACCGAGCACUAACCAAAUCUUCCCGGAAAUCACCUCCGAGGCACUGCACUCUCAAGAAACUUGGGAAAAAGUAUAA
This is a messenger RNA of Armigeres subalbatus, 2682 nucleotides long. RefSeq lists its product as uncharacterized. The coding region runs from base 1 to 2682 and encodes 893 amino acids. The record is from RefSeq and is a predicted model, not a curated record. Gene Ontology annotation, molecular function: nucleic acid binding. Gene Ontology annotation, biological process: DNA integration. The transcript has 3 exons. NCBI's taxonomy places the organism in Eukaryota, Metazoa, Arthropoda, Insecta, Diptera, Culicidae.